AUGGAGGGUCUCCUGUGGAGGCUUUCUGUUAGAAGGGCCUCCGGCCUGACUGCAGGAGACGAGGAAGCAGCGGCCCGGGGGCCAGGCCGUCUCUUGGGAGCCGCCUUCAGGCUGGCGGCGUGGUACCGGCAAUGGGAACGCCUUCCAGGCUUCUUCAGAAGGGGUUUUACGCUGUGGGAAAGUAUACCUGAAAUACCUCCUAAGCCUGGAGAACUGAAAACAGAGCUGUUGGGUCUAAAAGCAAGAUCAAGCAAAGUUCAAAAUUCACAACAGUGA
Molecule: messenger RNA, 276 nt
Organism: Fulmarus glacialis (Northern fulmar)
Lineage: Eukaryota; Metazoa; Chordata; Aves; Procellariiformes; Procellariidae
Gene: CUNH12orf73
Product: chromosome unknown open reading frame, human C12orf73
Exons: 2
Coding region: 1-276 (91 amino acids)
Source: RefSeq, a predicted model, not a curated record